GCAAAUACGACUUAAAUUCCGAGUAGAUUCCGGGCCUUUUAAAUUGUAUCUCGAGUCGAUUACUCGAUUAUUUAUUUGCGCCCUCUGGACAGUACUAGAACCAAUGAUAAUUGGCCACCGUCACUGUCGAAGUACUUGUGGAAGAAAGACAGAAUUCUUUUGAUAAUUCUACACCAGUAUAAUCUAUAGUAUGCUAUUAAGAUUGUGACGUGUAUUUUUGUAAUUUAAUAUUAACACCACUAUAAAGAAAGAGUUGAGUUAAAUCAGCGUAUUUCUUAUAGGUAAUUACCAUGAUGCAAGACGAGGAUUUAGGUGGGACACCAAGGCGGAAUGUUUUUAGCCUAGGAGUAAUGAGAAUAUCACAGAUCUAUCAAAGUUAUCUGGAUAUGUGGACACCUCAUGCUAUAUCGAGAUGGAUAUUUGCCGCAUUUCUUUUAGCUGUAUUUAUUUUGCGUAUUUUAUUAACACAGGGAUGGUACAUCGUUACAUACGCUUUGGGUAUUUACCACCUAAAUUUGUUCAUCGCAUUCCUUACACCAAAAAUUGACCCUGCGAUGGACUUUGAUGAGGCCGAUGGUCCUGAGCUACCUACAAGAUCAAAUGAGGAAUUCAGGCCAUUCAUAAGACGGUUACCUGAAUUUAAGUUCUGGUAUUCAGUCACCAAGUCCACUGUGUUUGCAAUGGUGUGCACCUUCUUCGACUGCUUUAAUAUUCCAGUAUUUUGGCCGAUCCUCGUCAUGUACUUUAUAACACUGUUCUGCAUCACUAUGAAACGUCAAAUAAAGCACAUGGUAAGAUACCGAUAUCUACCAUUCACGCAUGGGAAACCCAAGUACCAGAACCACGAGGAUACUUCGAGAUUAAUACCUUCAAAAUGAGUAUCAACUGGCAUCAGUGGUGGGUGAAUGUACGAAGGUAACGCGUAAAUGUGCAUAGAUCUUACAAUUAUCCUACAAUCCUUUCGAGACGACCGAGAACAUUGGUAAUAAAAAAUAAUUUCUCUUCUUCUGUUUUUUACCAACGUUGAACAAUACAAUUGAUAUAUCUGAAGAGGAAAGGAUAUAAACAAGGAGUCAAAGCUCCUGAGUUUAAUGUUAACUGGUAUAUAAAAUAGAAUGUCUUAAUAUAUUUGUAUCAUAAACAUGUAUGUACAACCUAUUUUAAGGUCUUACAUGACUUGUAAAAACAGUAACAUUGUCAAAAAUAUGCAAUUGUUAAUGUAAUAUUAAAAUAUUGCUAAAUGUAAAAAAAUCAUGAUUACACAUUGAAAAAUGAAUAAUUAUUACUUUGACAAGUUGAUUGCAGUACGUACUGCUCCAAAUUAAUAUUUCCGUAUGUAUUUGAACUAUCAAUUAAAACGAGAGAAUAUAUAUUA
Messenger RNA from Athalia rosae (coleseed sawfly), 1375 nucleotides. RefSeq names its product protein RER1. Gene Ontology annotation, cellular component: Golgi membrane. Lineage: Eukaryota; Metazoa; Arthropoda; Insecta; Hymenoptera; Athaliidae. The record is from RefSeq and is a predicted model, not a curated record. Gene Ontology annotation, biological process: protein retention in ER lumen; retrograde vesicle-mediated transport, Golgi to endoplasmic reticulum. The transcript has 6 exons. Bases 291 to 878 code for a protein of 195 amino acids.